AUGGCCGCCAGCUUCUGGCAGUCGACGCAGCGCCGCUUCUGGAUAUUCUCCAAAGAUGAGCUCGAGCAGAUUCGCGGCAAGCUCCGGGAGGAAGACCAAGGCCUCGUGCAGAUGUUCCCCUUGCCCGAAUGGAGGCACCUGAGCAUCUACUUCAACCAGCAGGUCAAUCGGCUGGGCAAGAGGCUGGUCAUCCGCCAGCAGGCCAUGGCGACGGCACAGAUGUACAUCAAGCGGUUCUACACAAAGGUCGAGAUCAGGCGAACGAAUCCGUACCUCGUCAUAGCGACGGCGCUCUAUCUGGCAUGCAAGAUGGAAGAGACCCCUCAACACAUUAGGCUUGUGGUUCAGGAGGCCCGCUCCCUCUGGCCAGACUUUCUGACGCUAGACAUCUCGAGGUUGGGCGAGUGCGAGUUCUUUCUCAUCUCCGAGAUGAGCUCUCAGCUGAUUCUACAUCAACCGUACAAAACCCUCACCACCCUGCAAUCCGACUUCUACCUCUCACAAGACGAGAUUAGCCUCUCCUGGUCCAUCAUAAACGACCAUUACAUGACCGACCUCCCCCUCCUGUACGCGCCUCAUAUCAUCGCUCUUACGGCUAUCCUGCUUGCUCUUGUUCUCCGGCCCAAUCCUGUGCCAGGAAGCCAAGCUGCCGGCAUGGCUGCGGCACAGGCAGCUCUUGCACAAGCACAAGGGGCGAGAGGCCUUGGAUCCGGCUUGGGCAGCGGGCAGACUACCCCUGGUGGGGCGGCGGAGAAGGAGAGUAAAACGAAUGAGGCGAGGGUGGGCAAGCUCCAGCGCUACGCGGCUUUCCUUGCCGAGAGUAACGUUGAUAUCGAAGGCAUGGUCGACUGCACACAGGAGCUCAUAUCCUUCUACGAGGCGCACGAACAGUACAACGACAAAGCAACCAGGGACCAGAUAAACCGCUUCGUCAAGGCUCGGGGACUCGACAAGGCCUAG
Messenger RNA from Neoarthrinium moseri, 960 nucleotides. RefSeq lists its product as uncharacterized. Gene Ontology annotation, biological process: positive regulation of transcription by RNA polymerase II. Gene Ontology annotation, cellular component: nucleus; mediator complex. The transcript is spliced from 3 exons. Bases 1 to 960 code for a protein of 319 amino acids. The record is from RefSeq and is a predicted model, not a curated record. Gene Ontology annotation, molecular function: cyclin-dependent protein serine/threonine kinase regulator activity. Lineage: Eukaryota; Fungi; Ascomycota; Sordariomycetes; Amphisphaeriales; Apiosporaceae.